AUGGAAAGUAACUCAAACGAUUCAGGAUGGCCUAGCAGUACUGACAAUAAAACUACUAUAAAUCCAUCAUUUUGGCAUACAGGAACUUCUCCCGUAGAAUCUAUAGGCGAACCUUCUAAAACACAAACAUCCACUGUAUGUUCGUCAGCUGGUGCGAAUGAAGAUGAAAUGUUCUCCUCCGGUCUAGACAAUUCUGGAAACUCAACUUUUUACUCUCGAUCUCAAAAUGUACUUCUGCAAGAACAGACACCAUAUCUUAAUUCUCCUGCGAUGACUCUUGCAAGUGGUCGAAGUGUCGUAGCAAACAAUCGUAGCUGUCGUAAUACUUUUAACACAGGCAUAUUUUUUGAUAGUAAUCAGACUGCCAAUUCUCAAUCCUCUCUCUGGUCAACAAUGAAUUCAAAUCAUCCUCCAGCAUCUCUUGCAACUCAGCCUCCUUUUUUAACUAGCUGGUUAGCCACACCAGCUAGCGGUUCUACUCCAUCGACAUCACCUCGGGUUCCCAACUUUUCAAGUGGAGAAUUUAGUGGGACUGAAGUUAACCCGAACUUUGCUCCAGGAAUUGGUGAAGAUGGGUGUAAUCCUAAGUUAGCGUUAACAUCGAAAGCUACUGUGAACUUUCUAAUAUGUGCUCUAGCCGCAGAAGUAAAAACCAUGCAAUUGCGCGAUCAUCAACACCAGCUGAUAAGGAGUGUAGUUCCUGCGGCUCAAAGGAUGUCCCGUUGUGGAGAAAAGACGCUAGUGGUCAUUAUAUUUGUAAUUGGUGUGGUUUACAUUGGAAAAAUAACUGUAACAAUAUUCCUACCCGUCAUUCAAAUUUGCGCCAACUGUCAUACAACAAGCACCACUCUUUGGCGCCGAAAUAGUAAAGGGGAACAAACUGAAAGGCCCCUUUCUAUGAAAAAAGAUACCAUUCAGACUCGUAAUAGAAAAAAGAAUUCUAAAAAAAAGAAGCCACCAACGAAAUCGUUAGCAUUAACAGAUCCAGAUGCACAGUUUAUUGUACUCAAAAUGCAGAAUUUACUUCGCUUCGGCCAUGUUUAUAGCGAUCUGAAUCAAAAUCUCCAAGAUACGUGUAUGUUACAAAGUUAG
This is a messenger RNA of Trichoplax adhaerens, 1092 nucleotides long. RefSeq lists its product as uncharacterized. Bases 1 to 1092 code for a protein of 363 amino acids. NCBI's taxonomy places the organism in Eukaryota, Metazoa, Placozoa, Uniplacotomia, Trichoplacea, Trichoplacidae. Gene Ontology annotation, biological process: negative regulation of transcription by RNA polymerase II; positive regulation of transcription by RNA polymerase II; cell fate commitment. The transcript is spliced from 7 exons. The record is from RefSeq and is a predicted model, not a curated record. Gene Ontology annotation, molecular function: DNA-binding transcription factor activity, RNA polymerase II-specific; RNA polymerase II cis-regulatory region sequence-specific DNA binding; zinc ion binding.